This is a messenger RNA of Drosophila kikkawai, 612 nucleotides long. RefSeq names its product seminal metalloprotease 1-like. The record is from RefSeq and is a predicted model, not a curated record. Gene Ontology annotation, molecular function: metalloendopeptidase activity; zinc ion binding. Lineage: Eukaryota; Metazoa; Arthropoda; Insecta; Diptera; Drosophilidae. Gene Ontology annotation, biological process: proteolysis.
AUGCACUAUAAUGCCUUAGCCUUUUCGGUCAAUGGUCUGCCCACUAUGAAGGCCUUAAAGGCAGAGGAUGCUCCCUUUGCUGAAUAUAUUGAGCAGGCCAUGCGUAUAAUCGAGUUAUCUUCUUGUGUUCGCUUUGUGCCCGCUACUGACGAGGAAGUCUAUUUAUUUGCCAUUCCGUCUACCAACGGUUGUAGCGCAAAUUUGGGCUAUGGAAAAAAGGUUCGAUUUCUGUAUCUUACACCUGUUGGGCUUGAUAAGGGCUGCUUCAAAAUACCAGUCAUUCAGCACGAGCUCCUCCAUAUCUUGGGCUUUCAGCAUCAGCAGAGCUCCCCGGAUCGGGAUGAGUACGUAAUGAUUAUGGAGGAAAAUAUCAUUGAGGGUCGCGAACACAACUUUGCGAAGCUAGAUUCCUCUAAAUAUGGAAACUAUGAUCAACCAUAUGAUUAUGGCAGUCUUUUGCACUAUGCUCCUUAUGCAUUUUCGAAGAAUGGUGAGCCCACUAUUGUGGCUCUCAACCCAGAGGGUCAAAGCCAAAUGGGUCAACGGGUAAAGAUGUCUGAGGUUGAUAUUAACAGACUUAAUACCAUGUACAAGUGCCCCAUUCAAACGUAA